Messenger RNA from Aspergillus piperis CBS 112811, 909 nucleotides. RefSeq lists its product as uncharacterized. Lineage: Eukaryota; Fungi; Ascomycota; Eurotiomycetes; Eurotiales; Aspergillaceae. The transcript has 4 exons. Bases 1 to 684 code for a protein of 227 amino acids. The record is from RefSeq and is a predicted model, not a curated record.
AUGGCAGCGUGCACUUUCACACCCAAGCAGAUCCUGAAGAAGGAGGUGUCCCAGAGAGAAUAUGAGUUCCUCCAAGAAUGGGCCCCCGACACUAUCAAGGACUACACUCCGAUCAAACCUGGCAAUCCGGUAGACAGGAUGCCCAAGCAUCAGACGAUGCCCAGCCAGCCACACGUUCAGAGCCCCCGACGGGCUAAACCUCGCUCGCCUCUCUACGAGGAAUGGAAGGUUCAGCCAAACGAGGCGGCAAAAGCCACAGGCGCUUCUGUGAACAUGGAGAAUAAAACUAACGGGAUGAUUCCUCGUGCUCCUACUACCAACGUCAGGGUUAAUGGCAGGCAUCCUAGUAACUCGUUGGACACAAAGAUCCGCCAGCAGGAGCCGGUAAAGAGUAGUCCUGUUUUACAUAAUCAUUAUGCGAAACCCACCGCUAGCACGAAUAACCGUGUUAUCGCGAACCCUGUCCCUAGUGUGGCAUCCAAGUCGGGAGUGCCCAGGCCUGGGCCAUAUAAACCUGCGGAACAGAACAACAAGAGGGUCAUGUUUCGAAACGAUGACUUGAUCAGAUGGUCGGACGGGAUCAAGACUCUGAGCGGUGCUAUGGCCUACUUUCAACCUACUUUCAUUCAAGACCCGUGGAAGGACCUGAAACCUGUUGUGACGAAAUUCCUUGAGCGAUACUGAUGAGUUCAGAUCAAGCAGCAGGAUAUCCUUGUGAUGGUGGGAGUAGUAGGACCUAACUUGAGAAGGAAAUGGUAUCUACAUUGCUGUGCCAUGGCUAUAUGACGUCGUGCGGUUGCCAAGUGAUGUGUUGGGGAAAUGCAUGCUGAUAACUUUCGCCGAGUAGAUGAACAUAUCAUCAAUGGGAGAAUAAGCGACACUUGCCGGGCAUGGACGCUUCGAGACGCU